AUGGAUCGCCGGGCGAAUGGAGCUGGACUGCAACGAGUCUCAGAGGCCGAAUGGUGCCAAGCAAAAACUUGGAUUUCUGCUCACGAACCCCGCUACAAUAUGAUGAAAGAGCUCGCUGUGCUAGCAAAUUUGCUUUGCGUUUCCGUUGUGGUUAUGAAGUCAGUGGAUGUCACAGGAAAGCAGCGACACAUCUUCAGAUACAAUGAAACAGAAGCUAAACAUUUGCUCUAUUUAGCUGCCGCGGCCUAUACGACAAAUCCGGAGCCGUGCAUCAAAAAGUAA
This is a messenger RNA of Gongylonema pulchrum, 282 nucleotides long. NCBI's taxonomy places the organism in Eukaryota, Metazoa, Nematoda, Chromadorea, Rhabditida, Gongylonematidae. The record is from the annotation of a GenBank genome assembly.